AUGUUGAAACAAAAAUUAGAAUUUAUACGAACGACAAAAGCAAUAAAGUUUCCAAUUAAAAAAUAUAAUACAACAAUACCAAAUAAAAAAAUAUUAGGAAAAGACAAUAAACCUCAGCAAAGACGUUUUUCUGUCGCUGAAAAAUUAGAAAUUUUAAAAGAGCUAGACACAGGAACAAUUACUAUGACAGAACUCGCAGACAGGAAUGGUGUUUCGAGGGCUGCAAUUUAUAAAAUUAAACAAAAUAGAGAAAAUUUAUCAAAGUAUGCCAAUAAUAUUUCCAAUAGGGCGAUUGUUAAUAAAAAAAGAACUAAGUCAGGAUACCCAUUAUCUGAAAUUUUAGAUGAGAUUCUCUUUGCUUGGCUCUGUCAAAACCGACAGCUAGGCUUGCCGCUCAGUGGACCGUACAUUUGCGAAAUGGCUCUUGAAGUUAAUCGAAUUAUUGGAGGUACUGAUCAUUUUAAGGCUAGCCAAGGAUGGCUCUCUUCUUUUAAAAACCGACAUGGAAUGAAAAGAAGCAAAGUCCUGGGAGAAAAGCUGUCUAUUGAUAUCGACAGGUACGCAGAAUAUCAGGAAGAUUAUAUUAAAAUUGACAAAAAUCAAGAUUACAAAAUAGAAAAUAUAUAUAUUGGAGAUGAAGGUAGCUUAAACUGGAAGUCAUUGCCGGAAGAAUCAAGUAAAAAUUCAGUAACUAAAGAUAAAGUAACUAUUUUAUUUUGUGCAAAUGCUAAUGGUUCUUUUAGAUUGCCGCCUUUAAUUAUUGGUCCGUCAACAAAACCGGGGUCCGUUAGAAGAAAAAAACCAUAUCCUGUUACUUAUGCAGCUCAAAAAUCGUCGCAGAUGGAGCAGAAAAUAUUUACUGAUUGGUACAAAAAUCAUUUCAUUCCUUUUGUAAAGAACAAGCAACAGACUAAAGAUCCUGUGCUGCUAAUAAUUGAUAAUUGUCCUAUUCAUCCUCCGGUUGAGGAAUUGAAUGAAAUAGAUCCUCAGUUUCGCGUGGUAAAAGCUUAUUCGAAGGUUACUCCUGUUACUGACUUAUUGCAUCGACAUGUCAUUCAAAAAACUAAAAUAAUGUACAGGAAAAAAUUACUGCAAGAAAUAGCUUCAUCGUACGAAAAAUCAAACGAUCCUGAUGUUUUUUUAAACAAUUUUGAGAUCAUUGAUGCUUGCUACAUGAUGGCUUCAACCUGGCAAGAGUUGUCGAAAAAGGACUUAGCUGCUACGUGGUCCAAGUUGAAAAAGUCGUAUGAGUUGGCUAAAAAAUCUAAUGCAAAGUCGUUUCAAGAAGCUGCUUCUGAAACAUUUGAGUAUGAUAACACUGCUGAAUUUAUCAAAUUGUUGAAAAAUAUUCCAGCUUGUGAAAAGUGUAAUCACGAAGAUGUAAGAAGUUGGCUGAAAGAUGAUUUUUUCGAUCAAGGAUGGGAACCAUUGAAACUAAAAAGUAUUGCACAACAAGUACUUGACGCACAUAACAUGAUAAUAUUCGAUGAAACCUGCGAAGAUACGGAACUCAUAGACGAUAAAUUUAAAGACGAGUACGACUCCGAUAAAAAAAUUCCUGAAGAUUCCGAUGAUUCUGUUGAUUACACAGAUUUUGCAAGCCUUGAUGACACAAUUGACGUAACAAAACUUGAGUUCCUUAAAUCAACAGAAAGUAAUAAUUUAAAAUCUGAAAUAUUGCAACGGAAAUCAACGCCUGAAUCAGAUGGUAUGGAUUGUUCAAAUCUUGAAAUCCAAGAAUUGGAAACUGACUCAAAUAUGAUUGAUGUUCUGGAAUUUCCAAUCCCUGAACCAAUGUCAGAUUCAGAUGUGACUGAUAUUUCAAAACCUGAAAACCAGAAACUGAAGCCUGAUUCGUUAAUAACUCCCUUGGAUGAAGAUACUUUGAAAGCUGUCGAUACAAUUCGACGGUGGUACAAACUUAAUGCAAAUUGUAAAGAAACCAUUGUAAGAAAUCAUUUAGAAGCUCUACAAAAUAUGGAAAAUUACAUAACGACUCAUAUAGUAUCUAAUUAUUGCUAA
Molecule: messenger RNA, 2022 nt
Organism: Cotesia congregata
Lineage: Eukaryota; Metazoa; Arthropoda; Insecta; Hymenoptera; Braconidae
Source: the annotation of a GenBank genome assembly